Ricinus communis (castor bean) is the source of this 1985-nucleotide messenger RNA. Its product is annotated as cyclin-A1-1. The transcript is spliced from 11 exons. NCBI's taxonomy places the organism in Eukaryota, Viridiplantae, Streptophyta, Magnoliopsida, Malpighiales, Euphorbiaceae. Bases 215 to 1711 code for a protein of 498 amino acids. Gene Ontology annotation, biological process: regulation of cyclin-dependent protein serine/threonine kinase activity; mitotic cell cycle phase transition. The record is from RefSeq and is a predicted model, not a curated record. Gene Ontology annotation, cellular component: cyclin-dependent protein kinase holoenzyme complex; cytoplasm; nucleus. Gene Ontology annotation, molecular function: cyclin-dependent protein serine/threonine kinase regulator activity.
CCCCCUCUCUUUCAAGUGAAAAACCAACCUCUCUGUGCUUUAUCUCUGCACAAUAAAAUCAUAAAAGAAAACCCUAUCUUUAGUUUUUGCAGUUUUGUUCAAAAUCCAAAUUCUUGGCUUUUUUCAAAAACAAAACCUUUCUUUCUUUCUCUUUUGUAAGUGAAUAGUGUUGACUGUUCUGUGAGAGAGAGAGAGGUUUUGUCUGUUUUAAGAAAUGUCGACACAGACACGCCGCCCGUCGUUUUCGUCUUCGACGACGUCGUCUUUGGCAAAGCGUAACGCUUCUUCGUCGUCCUCGGAGAAUGCUGUGGGGAAGUCUACGGCCUUGACGGCGAGGAAGCGUGCGCCUCUUGGUGAUAUCACCAAUCAUAAAAAUGUGACUCAGAAAGGGUCAAGAACUUCGAUUCCAUCUUCUACCUUGGCACCAUGUUCCAAUAAAAUUGCUAAGGUGAAAAAGGGCACUCCUGCUUGCACCAGCAACACAGCCACAGCCUUCUCUGGGAGCAAUUUACCUGCAUCUUUAAAUGUGAAAUCAAGUGCAAUUUCUACAUGCAAGGUUCCAUCUGUGCCAAGAAAUGAUGAGGCAGUACGUAGUAUUAGUGUGGAUCCUGUUCCAUGUAGCAUGGAUGUCUCUCCAAGUAAAUCAGAUGCAAUUUCAGUUUCCUUGGAUGAAACAAUGUCUUGUGAUUCUUUCAAGAGCCCUGAAGUUGAGUACAUGGAUAACAAUGAUAUUCCAGCAAUCGAUUCCAUCAAUAAGAAGACACUCAGCAAUCUCUACAUCUCAGACCAUGUGCAAACAGCAGAAAAUUUGUGCUGCAGAGAUAUACUUACCGAUAUGGAUACAGAUGAUAAAAUUGUUAAUCUAGAUGACAAUUAUGAGGACCCACAGCUUUGUGCCACAAUGGCUUGUGAUAUCUACAAACACUUGCGUGCAUCAGAGACAAAGAAAAGGCCUUCCACGGACUUCAUGGAAAGAAUUCAGAAAGACAUAAAUUCCAGCAUGCGUGCAAUACUCAUUGAUUGGCUUGUGGAGGUGGCUGAAGAAUACAGGCUGGUACCUGAUACAUUAUAUUUGACUGUGAACUACAUAGAUCGGUAUCUUUCAGGGAAUGUGAUGAACAGGCAAAAACUCCAGUUGCUUGGCGUUGCCUGCAUGAUGAUUGCUUCAAAAUACGAGGAAAUUUGUGCACCCCAGGUGGAAGAGUUUUGCUAUAUCACAGACAACACCUAUUUUAAGGACGAGGUUCUGGAAAUGGAAUCUGCUGUUCUGAAUUACUUGAAGUUUGAAAUGACAGCUCCUACAGCAAAAUGUUUUCUCAGGCGAUUUGUUCGUGCUGCUCAAGGAGUCAAUGAGGUUCCAUCAAUGCAGUUGGAGUGCUUGGCCAAUUACAUCACAGAAUUAUCUCUCCUAGAGUACACCAUGCUUGGCUAUGUUCCAUCGCUCAUUGCUGCUUCUGCAAUUUUCUUGGCUAAAUACAUACUUCUUCCUUCUAGAAGACCAUGGAAUUCUACCUUGAAGCAUUACACACUGUACCAGCCUUCUGACUUGAGCGAUUGUGUUAAGGAUCUUCACCGCUUGUGCUGUAAUGGUCAUAAUUCUACGUUACCUGCAAUUAGAGAGAAAUACAGUCAGCACAAGUACAAAUUUGUAGCAAAGAAAUACUGCCCUCCUUCAAUACCUCAAGAAUUUUUCCACGACCAAGGCUACUGAGACAGUUCAAUGACUCUUCCAAUGCUCUGUUGGAUAAACUUGAACUGAACCACCUCAUUUUUAAUGGCCUUCUCUGGUUCCAAGAAAUGGAAUUCAAAUCACUGUAUCAAAUCUUGGGCCCUGAAAAUGUUGGGGGUAGAAUGCCAGUAGUUUUUAUGCAGAAGGUUUUAGGAUAUAUGCUGGGUGUAGUCUUUCAGCAAAGAUGAUAAUGCUUGAUAGGCUUGUAUGAUAUUUUCUUCUUUCUUGUUUAGUGCAUUCUUUUCUAGUUUCUGAA